Aphanomyces invadans is the source of this 734-nucleotide messenger RNA. RefSeq lists its product as hypothetical. The transcript has a single exon. The record is from RefSeq and is a predicted model, not a curated record. Bases 16 to 543 code for a protein of 175 amino acids. NCBI's taxonomy places the organism in Eukaryota, Oomycota, Saprolegniomycetes, Saprolegniales, Verrucalvaceae.
GUUUGACGUGCUAUAAUGAUGGAUACGACACUUCUUUCGCGAUCGUCGUCGACGCCUUCGAAUACGACGUGCAGAUCCGCUCAAGAGAAGAGGACGCACGGCGUCUUCAUUGUGCUGGUGGUGAUUGCCGCAUCCUUUGCAGCAGGCACGCUCGCUGACUGUGGCUACACGCAGCGCAAGUCAACGCAAGCGUGUGCAAUUCGCUUUCAAAUUUGGAUCUGGUCUGGCAUCCGAGUCGGCCAAGUCCGGGGUGGCGUUGGCGAUGGCUUCCACUUGUGGCCGACAUUGUUGGUCCCUACUCGUGUUAAACGUCGGCGACGAGCCUUACGGCACGGAGUCACAUCGCCUUCUCGAACGACAACGAGUUCUUGCAUAUCUUUCGUGUGUGCGGGGACAAGCUCGUCAUGUGUCGAGCGCGCGCAAUUCGUGCGGUACGAAGCGGAACAGUUUUCCGCCGUCAAGAAUACUACUUUCACAACAAAGCCAUUUCAAAAACGUCCCAGGGUUGUCGGGCACAAGGCGAGGUGUGCGACCAGUAACUGAGUCGUUGUGUUCGACAUUCCGAACAACGGGCGACGUGGUAGUCGGCUGUUUCGCCUCGCGCACCAGUGGGGAACCUGGCCAUACCGAUCGUAUGCACUUUACAAACCACGCGAUUCCAGAGUGGGGCGACGGACUCAACGAUAGCUUGCACCGAAGGGGCGUGGAAGAAGGGGGCGAGACCGAGAAAGAAC